UUGUUACGCACUCCAGAUUUACGAAUGCCUGCCAACUGACAAUAUUUUAUUUCUUUUAAAGUUGAUACGGGAAUACAUCUCUACAUGUUUAAAAAUAUGGUUAUAUGUGAAAAUAGAAGGAUUUUUAAUAAGCAAGGUCGUAACAGUGCUUAACUUUAAGAUAUCGUGUUAAAUAUCAGUUUGAAAUUGAUCGAUCUGUUGGUUUUCUUGUAUCAACGGAGUACAAAACAAUUUACUUCCUAGUUACAAAAUAAACAGAAAAUGACUGUCUAAGAUAGUUUGUGAGUCAUUUUUAAAAUCUAUGUAUGAAAUGGCUUCUAAUUUUGAUUCAUCCAUUCAGAGGGGCGGUGAUUUCAUCCAUGAUUUUUCUUGCUCUCCGUGUGAAGAGAACGGAUUUAACACCGAAGCUCACCAUUAUUGUACUAAAUGCACAAUAUAUUACUGCCAAAACUGUGUUUCAAAACAUAACGUAUUAUAUAAGAAGCACGCGGUGCUCGGCCGGAAGGACGUGAAGAAAUGGGAGGCUGCCCCAGGAGUGGUGGACGCCCUGGAGAGAUGCGGGAUGCACCCGGGGGAGGCACUGAAGCUGGUAUGCGGUGACCAUGACCAGUUGUGUUGUCCUGUGUGUGUCGCUGUGGACCACAGACUAUGUUCCAAAAUCCAUCCCAUUCCAGAUGUAGCAAAAGGUAUUCAGAGAAAUACUGAGUUUCAACAAAUUCCAAAGAAGAUAGCUGAACUUGAAAAGCAAUUCGAGCUGAUGAAAGAAGCAAGAAUGAAGAAUACGACAUCUCUGAAAAAGACGCGGGCAACCAUUUCUGAUGAAUUAAAAACCAUUCGUAAAAAGAUCAACGAAAUCCUUGACAAGAUUGAGAAGGCAACUUUACAGGACUUGGACGGAAUAAUAGGUGAACUUGAAAAAAAUAUAAAGAAAGAUAUCGAAACUUGUGAUAAAAUGACUAUUGAACUGCAAAACAUGAUUGCCGCUUUUCAAACAAAAUCAAAAUCAAGCGAGUCAAAAUCAUAUAUUGCGUACAGAAAGAGCCAGGAUAUGAUUUCACAAGCAAACGAUCAUCUUCGUGGCAUAUCCACCAUUGAGUGUUACAAUGUAACAUUUCAAGCCAAUAACCUUAUCGAAGAACUUUUAUCUUCAAUAAAGACGUUUGGAGCGAUUGAAGAACAAACUGUUACGACCAAACAGCGAGAAGUUCCCCUUUUCGAUCCAAACCACCUCUUCAGUGUUGACUUUAUUUCAUUAAUGCUACGAAAGGGAACUUCGUUACUAGGAGGACGUUAAGCUUCACGCAUUUAUGUUUUUCCGCAACUCACU
Mya arenaria is the source of this 1327-nucleotide messenger RNA. RefSeq lists its product as uncharacterized. Lineage: Eukaryota; Metazoa; Mollusca; Bivalvia; Myida; Myidae. The transcript has 2 exons. The record is from RefSeq and is a predicted model, not a curated record. Bases 302 to 1294 code for a protein of 330 amino acids.